Molecule: messenger RNA, 2854 nt
Organism: Mobula hypostoma (lesser devil ray)
Lineage: Eukaryota; Metazoa; Chordata; Chondrichthyes; Myliobatiformes; Myliobatidae
Gene: ddx41
Product: probable ATP-dependent RNA helicase DDX41
Exons: 17
Coding region: 96-1949 (617 amino acids)
Biological process (GO): mRNA splicing, via spliceosome
Cellular component (GO): spliceosomal complex
Molecular function (GO): ATP binding; zinc ion binding; RNA helicase activity
Source: RefSeq, a predicted model, not a curated record
CCAAAGGCCAGGGGGAGCAGGGAAACGGACGGACCGGAAGGAACUGGCAAGCGGACGGGAAGUGCAACUACAGUACGUCGGGAGAAGGUCCGGCGAUGGAGUCCGAAUCUGUGAGCGGGGAGCUCGAUGGCGGCAGUGGGAAGCGUGCACGGUCUGAAGAUGAGGAUGACGAGGAGGAAUAUAUUCCAUAUAUUCCUGUUAAAGAGAGAAAACAGAAGAUGAUGGAGAAGUUGGCACGGAUGAGGAGGAAGGGUGUCGUGGAUGAUGAUCAGGACAGCGGCAGUGACCACAGAGAAGAUGAUGGCGAUGGCCCCCUGGGACCACGAUCCAAUAUCAGCCUGCUGGACCAGCACCAGCAGCUGAAGGAAAAAGCAGAAGCACGCAAAGAAUCUGCUAAAGAAAAACGACUGAAAGAAGAGGAAAAGAUUUUGGAAAGUGUCGCUGAAGGCAGAGCUCUGAUGUCUGUGAAGGAAAUGGCAAAGGGUAUAACCUACGAUGACCCAAUCAGAACCAGCUGGAAACCACCUCGGUAUAUACGCUCCAUGCCUGAAGCUCGCCAUGACCGAGUGCGGAAGAAAUACCAUAUCUUGGUGGAGGGGGAAGGUUUGCCGUGUCCUGUCAAACACUUCAGAGAAAUGAAAUUCCCACCAGCAAUUUUGAAAGGCCUGAAAAAGAAGGGAAUUUUACAUCCAACUCCAAUUCAGAUCCAAGGAAUUCCAACUGUUUUAUCGGGCAGGGACAUGAUUGGGAUUGCAUUUACUGGGUCUGGCAAGACUCUGGUGUUUACCCUACCCAUGAUCAUGUUCUGCCAAGAGCAGGAAAAAAGGCUGCCAUUCUCCAAGAGAGAAGGUCCGUAUGGACUCAUCAUCUGCCCAUCAAGAGAAUUAGCAAGACAGACCCAUGGGAUCAUUGACUAUUACUGCCGCUUGCUGCAAGAGGAGGGCUUUCCCCAGCUUCGCUGUGCUCUCUGCAUUGGUGGCAUGUCCAUCAAGGAGCAGAUGGAGGUUGUCAAACAAGGUGUGCACAUGAUGGUUGCUACUCCUGGACGUCUGAUGGACCUCCUGCAGAAGAAGAUGGUUGGUUUGGACAUCUGUCGCUACCUGGCGCUGGAUGAAGCAGACAGGAUGAUAGACAUGGGCUUUGAGGAGGACAUCCGCACCAUCUUUUCCUACUUUAAGGGCCAGCGCCAGACUCUUCUCUUCAGUGCCACGAUGCCGAAGAAGAUUCAGAACUUUGCCAAGAGUGCUCUCGUGAAGCCCAUCACCAUCAACGUGGGUCGGGCUGGAGCUGCCAGCCUCGAUGUGAUCCAGGAAGUCGAAUAUGUGAAGGAAGAAGCUAAGAUGGUUUACUUACUGGAAUGUCUGCAGAAGACUCCACCUCCGGUGCUGAUAUUUGCAGAGAAGAAAGCUGAUGUGGAUGCCAUCCAUGAAUACCUUCUUUUGAAGGGUGUGGAAGCUGUUGCCAUACAUGGAGGGAAAGACCAAGAAGAGCGGACUAAGGCCAUUGAGGCAUUCCGGGAAGGUAACAAGGAUGUGCUUGUGGCAACCGAUGUUGCAUCAAAAGGCUUGGACUUCCCAAAUAUUCAGCAUGUGAUUAACUAUGAUAUGCCUGAAGAAAUAGAGAAUUAUGUUCACAGGAUUGGACGUACUGGGCGAUCAGGGAAAACGGGAAUAGCAACAACUUUUAUCAACAAAGCUUGUGACGAGUCGGUUCUAAUGGAUCUAAAGGCCUUGUUACUGGAAGCUAAACAAAAGGUCCCACCUGUUCUGCAGGUGCUUCAGACAGGAGAUGAAACCAUGCUGGAUAUCGAAGGUGAACGAGGCUGUACUUUUUGUGGUGGUUUGGGACAUCGUAUCACAGACUGUCCAAAACUGGAGGCCAUGCAGACGAAGCAGGUCAGCAACAUCGGCCGCAAGGACUAUCUGGCUCACAGCUCGAUGGACUUCUAACCUCUGCCAGCUAAGGUGCAGCCUGUGGUUCAAGGAUUAGAACAGUUCAUCACCUAGAGACUGGGGCUGACCUGCGAUACUGUGACCGGCUCCAUGAUCAGCCCUAUUGUGCCUGGAGACAGAAAAAGUGAACAGUUUGGUCCGCCCUUUGUGGCUAUUGUACAAAAAUGAAUAUUAAACUAAGCAUCAUUUAAUGUCUCGCUACAUCGCAAUACAGACUUUAAUGAGUGGAACAACUCUCCCACAGCCCUCAUUAACUUGAAGGAUGUUUUUGGUUUGGUGGUUAUCCGAGCCAAAAUGUACAUAUAUGUGAAAAUAAAUGCUGUUUUGAAAUAACCUGUUCAGAAUCUUCCCAUCCUCCUGUCUGUCACCUUCUCGAGCAGUCUAAGCCCUGGCUGCUGCUUUCCAUUGCAAGCUUUCUUUGCUUCCACAUUCUUGAUGUCCAAUAGAGUGGAGGACCUCUUAUUCUCAUUCUUUCCCUUAGCCCACCAAGCCAAAGUUCCCUUUCCAUUGUUUCCAUCAUUUAUCUCUUUACAUCCUCCUCUUGGAAGUUUAUACAGAACAAGAGCUGAGAUAAUGUCCCUUAAUUUCAAUUUACCUUGUUAGCAACACAACCUCAUACACCAAUCCAGGGGUGACAACAAUCUCACAUUGUACUAUUUGCCCCGUCAGUCUAUGAAAGGGAAAGUACUCAGUCACUUCUUCCAUCUUGGCACACAAAGUCUUAAUGGCUACCAGGUACACAGCAUUGUGCACAUUUACCAAGGUCUCAUCAUGAAACUUCAUUGUUGGAGGAUUGAGGGUGUGGUGAUGUACGUCCGGAGCAGCUCAAUGUAGAUCUUUGUGUCGAGAAUAAAGUCCAACUUCUUGCACACUUCUUUGACCAAAUCAGGGGAUGAAUAAUU